AAACAACGUCCAAGCUGCACUUCAAUAUCCUGAUCUACCAGAGCCCUUCCGCCAUAUUGAGCGACCACUGGCACAUUCCGAGAGGAGAUAGAGGGUGCCCAUUUCAAGGUUCGCAGCCAAGCAACUCUUUUCAUAGAUUGAGCUCGAGUCUGCUCGAGUGCCCGGCGCUCAGCAGAUGCAUGUGCUAUACAUGCGGAGGGAGUGAUCAUAGGUGAUACACACAGAUGAGCCGCAAGGAUUCCGACGAUGAGAUCACGGGCAGUACAAGAGCAGAAUACUCCUGAUGAGAAAGACGCCGUAGCCCUGUCGGCGGGCAAGAGAAGAUUGUCCUGAGUGUGGAUACAGCGGAGCGGGUCAAGAAGCGCCGUGAAAAAUGGAUGUCUGGAUGCUGUACUGCCCGCGCUCGCCGAUACGCAGCCUACAUCAUGGUGUGGUGAGUUCCCUCGAUGAGUUUUCUACUGGGUCUGAUCCCGCAGGUCCAUGAACGUCGAGAUGGAACCGAUGCAUGCUGUGUAUGGUUUUAUUUAUAGCUUCGCUCGGGUCUGGAGGGAACAUGCAUGUGUCUGGAGGUGACAUGCAUGUUCAGGCAGGUCCGAUCGAUGCUUCUUCACUGCAAAGAAGAGUCCACCCAUCAAGCCAACUAUAGCAGGACUAUGUCGCAGAUUCGCCUCCUCUUCCCUGUCCCUGUGCAGUACUUGUUGAUGCGUCACACUGCACAGAACAAUGCCCGUGCAGCCUAGAAUCUUCAGUUUGGACUGCUAUGCUCCGACUCUUCUAUAAAACGAGACCCGUCAUCCACCUCUACCCCCAGAAAUCUCACCCGUCUUCGAAGCAUUCGACAUGG
This is a messenger RNA of Heterobasidion irregulare TC 32-1, 844 nucleotides long. RefSeq lists its product as uncharacterized. The record is from RefSeq and is a predicted model, not a curated record. The coding region runs from base 558 to 740 and encodes 60 amino acids. NCBI's taxonomy places the organism in Eukaryota, Fungi, Basidiomycota, Agaricomycetes, Russulales, Bondarzewiaceae. The transcript has a single exon.